Anarrhichthys ocellatus (wolf-eel) is the source of this 3099-nucleotide messenger RNA. RefSeq names its product inositol polyphosphate-5-phosphatase Kb (gene inpp5kb). The transcript is spliced from 14 exons. The coding region runs from base 363 to 2096 and encodes 577 amino acids. Gene Ontology annotation, cellular component: endoplasmic reticulum; plasma membrane; cytoplasm. The record is from RefSeq and is a predicted model, not a curated record. Lineage: Eukaryota; Metazoa; Chordata; Actinopteri; Perciformes; Anarhichadidae. Gene Ontology annotation, biological process: negative regulation of insulin receptor signaling pathway; negative regulation of phosphatidylinositol 3-kinase/protein kinase B signal transduction; negative regulation of glycogen biosynthetic process. Gene Ontology annotation, molecular function: phosphatidylinositol-3,4,5-trisphosphate 5-phosphatase activity; inositol bisphosphate phosphatase activity; phosphatidylinositol-4,5-bisphosphate 5-phosphatase activity.
GCAUGAACACACGGGACUCUGCCACAGAGAGGACUGCGCCGCUACAGACAAAACUCUGCCCAGUGCUUUCGAGUUUUUUAUACGGUCGACGUAAAUCAGAAGCUGCCCGAAGAGAGAUUUGACUAACAAGGAAUCCGUUGACGUUACUUCCAGUGGCCUGAGCAGAGUGGGCCGCUUUAAUGGCUGCAACCAAACCAGCCAAAGAAGUCUGAGGAGAAAUAAAGCCAGAGGAAUUUCUUCCACUGGAUUUUGCUUGUUUGCCCUGAAAGGACAGCACCUUUCUUUUUCUAUUUUAGUCAUCUCAUAUAACCUUCCUGACCCUAAGGACAAACAGGUAACAAAACUAACACCAGGAUUUAGAGAUGGACCCCUUUAGAGACACGCCACGCGUGCGCUCUGACAGCAUGAGCAGUUCAGUGUCUCAGGGAUCGAGUUCCAAGGUGCUCCUCCGGCAGCGUUUGUCUCAGCUGCUGACCUGCAUAGAGGACAUGGGCUCUGAUGACGAAGCCAGUGAAGAAGUGUCACGCACUCUGGACGAAGCGUUUCAGCUCUGCGGGCGCUUCAUUCCCACAGAUGCAUUCAGGCUGCACAUAGUGACCUGGAACGUGGCCACAGCGGAGCCCCCUGAAGAUGUCACCACUUUGCUGCAGCUGGAUGUCCAGCCCCCUGGAGACCUCUAUGUGAUCGGCCUGCAGGAGGUGAAUGCCACCCCUGUGAGGUUCAUCUCUGACCUGCUAGUGGAGGACGCCUGGAGCCACGUCUUCAUGGACACACUGGCACCCAGAGGCUUCGUCAAGGUCACAUCAAUGAGGAUGCAGGGUUUGCUGCUGCUGGUUUUUGCCAAACAAUUUCAUCUCCCCUUCAUCAGAAACAUCCAGACCACCUACACUCGUACUGGCUUCUUUGGGUACUGGGGUAAUAAAGGAGGAGUGACCGUCCGUUUUUCCUUCUAUGGCCACAUGGUGUGCUUUCUUAACUGCCACCUGGCAGCUCACGUGAACUACGCUCUGCAGCGUGUUGAUGAGAUUGAGUACAUCCUGGAGACACAAGACUUUGACAUCUCUGACACCCCAAAUGUCCGGGAUCACAAGGUGGUGUUCUGGUUUGGCGACCUGAACUUCCGUAUUGCAGACCACGGCCUGCACUUCCUCCGUUCGUCCAUCAACAGUGGGCGCCUUAAUUUGCUGUGGAACAAAGACCAGCUCACCAUGAUGAAGAAGAAGGAAGCUUUCCUGCAAGAAUUUGAGGAAGGGCCUUUAAACUUUAAACCCACCUACAAGUUUGACCGUAACGGUGAAACCUAUGAUACCAGCACUCCGAAGACAUGGUUGGGUUUUGCAAAGAGCACUGUGUUGCUGCCCCUAACCAUGUACAGACCCAGGCCCCUGCAGCGCUGCAGCACCACCCUCUUCUUCCUCCUCACCUCCCUCACCUGGGGGCUGCUCUCUGUGUGGUUGGGGGCCUGGCACAGGGAGCUAGACCCGCCAAGUGGCAAGAAGAGGAAACCGGCCUGGACGGAUCGGAUCCUCUGGCGCAUCAAACCCAAAACCCCGCCAUCAGAGGAGGAUGAUGAGAAGGCGUCGACUUCUACUGAUGAUGGUCUCGAUGAGUAUCCACUCCUGCUCACUCAGGACAAGUACACCAGUGACAUGAGCUACGGAGUCAGUGACCACAAGCCUGUCAUUGCAACCUUCAGUCUGGAGGUGAGGAAGUGCUUUGACACACCACUGGUGCACGUCUCUCCUCUGGGUGUAUGGAGCGCCGACCAGGAGGCACUUCUUAACUACACCAUCCAGGAGGACUUCAUGUCCUCCACGUGGGAUUGGAUCGGCCUGUACAAGGUGGGAUUCAAGAGUGCGUUCGAUUAUGAAACCUUUGUUUGGGUUAGAGAGGAAGAGUUGCCAGAGACAAACGAAGUCAUUCAGCUAUCUGUUGAUAAGGACGAGAUCCCUCUGCUGGGUGGACAUUAUGUUUUGGGUUACUACAGUACAAACAUGCAAAGCAUCAUCGGCCUCAGUGCUAACUUCCAGAUCCUGGAGUCAAAGCGUGCCGUCAUGGAAGGUCUCGUUCCUGAAAACAUCAAUGGACUCAACUAAUAGGAAGAAAUUCACCACAGUGCCAAAUCAUAUUCCUCUCCCCUGGAAAUUUACACAGAAUUGAUUGUGUGUCUUUCAAAUUCCCCAAGAUCAAAUCAUCUACUAGAUAAGCUGAUUCUGUCAGUAAAUAAUGGCCUCCACACUGUGCUAGCACAUGAACUGGAAACUGUUUCCAAGUCUGCCUUUAAGGAGUUCACCUUGAGUCAGAUUCACUCUUGUUGGAACGCUUUCUCCACAAAUAAGAUGUAUUGCUGUAACGAGUAGCCGUCCAGCUUAUCCACGGGCCUUUUUCUGCCUGUUAGUAAAUUAAGUUUUGUUUGUAAGUGUAGUGGAUUAUACACUGCAGGUCAAUACAGUCCUUGGUCAAAUUAUAUUUGAAAAUACACUUUUAUGUUUUGAUUUGGUCUCUGUUAGUGUCAGUGCAGAGGGUUGUACAAUAAGUGUAAGACAGAUCUACCAAUCAUAGGGAACUGUAUAGAAAAGGCUAUGUUGAUGCUGUUACUUUAAUGCAAAAGGAUGCAUCUGGUAAUUGAGUUGUUGAAUUCUUGCUGUGGAUUAUUGAUUGUGUCUUUGGGUGAAAUGAUACAGAUGGGAGAAAUAUAUAUAAAAUAUGAUGGACACAUGAAGUCCUCGAAGAGCGUUUAAUGUUAGAUGUGGAUGUCGAUGUGGACUUCUACACUGAGGUGUUUUGCGUCAUAUACUGCAUUAUAACAAUUCAGAUAUAAGUUUAAUGUGUAUUAUGACAAACUCAAAGGCAGUAAACAGAAUCAUGAUAACAUUGUAUGAAUAAAUGAUUUAUCUAUCUUGCUGUAAACCAAUUAAAUGUAGUUUCUCACAUUAGUGCAAUAUACAGGAUGCCUUUUUCUAUCGCAAUGCAAAUGUGAUGAUUGUUGUGUCAAAGAAAAACGGUGUCAAAAUGUCUGAGGGUGUUAUAGUGAAAUUGUGUCUAAUUGAUUGAGUGAACAAUAUCAGAGCAGCAGAGCACAAACAGUUCAGUUUUCCU